This is a messenger RNA of Glycine soja, 1729 nucleotides long. RefSeq lists its product as uncharacterized. Lineage: Eukaryota; Viridiplantae; Streptophyta; Magnoliopsida; Fabales; Fabaceae. The transcript has a single exon. The record is from RefSeq and is a predicted model, not a curated record. The coding region runs from base 33 to 1346 and encodes 437 amino acids.
UAAAGACAUCUCUGUGUUUGGCUUUCUGGAAGAUGAACCAGCAGAAUCAAGGAUCAGGCCCUCCAUUGAAUGUUCCAAUGAAACGAAAACGUGGCCGACCACGAAAAGAAGAAAGUGUAGUUCAAGGGGCGAAUGUGCCUGUAAUGCCUGGUUCUAACAAUGUGUUGAACUCCAACCAAACAGCAGGUACAACAACUGUUUGUGAUGAUGAAAUGGUGGGGAAGGUAGUCACUGGUGUCAUUGAUGGCACUUUUAAUGCUGGAUAUCUUCUUAGUGUUAAGGUGGCAGACACUGAUGCUUUCUUAAGAGGCCUUGUGUUUGUAGAAGACCAAGUUUCUCCAGUUAAUGUAGAAAAUGAUGUGGCUCCACAUGUCAAAAUGAUUGAAAGGAAAGAAAUUCCAAUUCCAGUUGUUAACCCACAGGCAGAGAUACAUGGUUCUGUUCCCUCAUCAGUGCAAUGCAACAAGCAAUCUUUUGAGCCAGAAUUACAGCAGGUGCCUAUGUCUGAAGAGCAAGUGCUACCAACUGAGAUCCAUUCUGGCAUCUCGGGUUUACUUGAGAAUCAAUCUUCCUCUACUUUGAUACCCAAUUCCAUUUCCAGUGAAGGAAUUCCACAGGGGAUACAAGAGCCCGGGCAUGUGAAUCAGUCUACCUCUAUCUUGUCAGAGUUGGAUCAUGACAAAACUGUUAAACAAGGGGAAACAUUGCAUGAACUUGAUGCUUCCACACAGGUAAAAGAAUCUAGUGCUGAUGGAGGAGAAACAAAAGUCUCGGAAGCAGUAUCUGAACUCAUCAACCUAGUUCCACCAAUUGAAAACACCAAUAUGGAGCUCGGAACAGGACAGCAGACUCUGCCUUAUGUGCAGCAGCUGAAUGAACCAAAUAUAUCAAAUAUUGAAUUCAACCUGAUCCCUGUAUCUGCUGAACCUGAAGCCUUGUCAUGUGAGCAGACUACUAAAACUGUUAAUUACUUUGUGGAGAAGCAGGAGUUGCCAAAAACUGAUGUGCUAGAAGAUACAAAGACAAAGCUUGCUAUUGAGACUUCAAGCAAUGUUGACACCUCAAACUCAAACGGAAAACCAAGUACUGAUGUUGUUAGCAUUCCUGUUGUGGGAUCAAACCAUAGACUUGACACCAGCCAGCCUGAAUCCAUGCCAUCUGAACAGGUUGGUAAAUCUGUUCCUUCUGAGUCCAAGUUCUCAUCUGAAGGACAUGAUUUGUGGGGGAAGAGAGAUCCCCAGAACUGUAGCUCUUUUGGUGACAUCAAUAAGGUGGAUUUCAAUCAACCUACUGAAUCUUUAGCCAAGUCAAUAGAAUCUGAGAAACAGAUUGGAUCAGACACUUGAAAUUUUUGGUUUGAAAAUAUGGAGAAGGUUGUCUUCCAUAGUUGGAGAUCAGGCUGGAAAAUAAAUCAGUAUGGUAGACAUUUAGAUAUAUAGUUUCAAUUCUCAAUGUUUUAUUUUUUUCUUUCGAGUAUCUCGCUUUGCUCUUUUUUCGGCAAUGGAGGAAAAGGAACUAAAACAGCUAAGGAGUCCUAAGGAAGGCUACACUAGCAGCAUCCGCAGAUAACUGCAUAUUCAGCUGAGGGGGAAACUCGUGCAAAUAACUUUUGUUUUGCUGUCCCUUUUUUAAAUAAAGAAGUUUUCUUUUCAACUGUCUAUACAUCUUAAUCAUCUUAACUGUGGUGUCUGAACACAUGCAGCUGGAUUGUUGACGGAGAUAAAUAAUA